Salmo salar (Atlantic salmon) is the source of this 930-nucleotide messenger RNA. The record is from RefSeq and is a predicted model, not a curated record. NCBI's taxonomy places the organism in Eukaryota, Metazoa, Chordata, Actinopteri, Salmoniformes, Salmonidae.
GAUUUCACUGACGCGUUCCGUUCGGAACAAUAAAUAGAGGGAACAAGGCUCCUUCCACUUCACAAGUCUGAGAAGACGCAUGAAGAAGUUCUUGCUUCAACAGUGAUUGAACGGAACUACUCUGCCUUCGUCCCGCACUAUAGAACAUUCCGGAUUGAUAACAUAACACUUACUUGAACUACAAUAGUAAAAUAGUCUGAGAAACCCUAUUUUUGUACCUUUCAUUUCAAUAUGAAAGCAUCUGCCAAGAUGGAGUCUCAGAUCCGCCAGAACUAUCACCACGAUUGCGAAGCUGCCAUCAACCGGAUGAUCAACAUGGAGAUGUUUGCCUCCUACACCUACACUUCAAUGGCUUUCUAUUUCUCCCGUGACGAUGUGGCUCUGCCUGGCUUCGCGCAUUUCUUCAAGGAGAACAGCGACGAGGAGCGGGAGCACGCCGACAAGCUACUCUCCUUCCAGAACAAGAGAGGUGGGCGCAUUUUGCUCCAGGACAUCAGGACCCCUGAGCUCGAAAGAUUGUGAGCCCUGAAGAUUGCCUCUGACAAGGUUGACCCCCAUCUGUGUGACUUCCUGGAGACCCAUUACCUGAACGAGCAGGUGGAGGCCAUUAAGAAGCUGGGUGACCACAUCACCAACCUCACCAAGAUGGAUGCUGUCAAAAACAAGAUGGCAGAGUACCUGUUUGACAAGCACACCCUGGGAGGCCAGAGCUAAACCACUUCCAUCCCCAGGGUACGGCAUCCAGCCUCAGACCAGGACUCCUGGCUUCUCUGAUAGAUCCUACUGGCUUUGUGUUUAGAGGGAGGGGAGAGUGUUAAACUGGUGCAGUGCAACACAGCUGUAACAUUGAGUUGUUUUUGUUGACAACACUAUUGUAUUGGAGGCAAGGCGUCUUGUAAAACAAUAAAAAGAAAAAGCAUUGACUUGUAA